AUGUCUUCGUCGCAGCCCUUUGUGCCAUCGUCGCCCCUGACCCGCGCCAGGAAGAAGUCGCGCUUUACAUUCAAACACCUCCAUCUGCUCGGCCAAUCUUCGACGUCAUGUCCCCUGAGGUGCAUCGCCCUGGUCGACUACGAUGCCUUCUACGCGCAGUGCGAGAUGGUGAGACUGGGCGUGGCCGAGACCCAACCGCUGGCCGUGCAGCAGUGGCAGGGGCUCAUCGCCAUCAACUACCCGGCCCGGGAGUUUGGCUUGAACAGGCACGUCACCAUCACCGAGGCCAAGGCCAAGUGUCCGCAGAUUGUGGUCCAGCACGUCGCGACGUGGCGCGAGGGCGACGACAAGUGGGCGUACCGGGACGACGCCGCGAAGCACAUCCAGACGGAUAAAGUGUCGCUGGACCCGUACCGGCUGGAGUCCCGGAAGAGUCUGGCGCUCAUCAGGGAGAUCUUGCCCGCGCCGCCGAUCCAGCGCGUCGAGAAGGCCAGCAUCGACGAGGUCUUUCUCGACCUGUCCGCACAGAUCCACCAGAUUCUGCUCGAGAGGUAUCCCGAGCUGCAGUACGCGCCCUACGACGACCCCACGGAGAACCUCCCCUUGCCGCCGUCGACGGCCCUAAAUUGGGAGGCGGAUGCGCUGGUCGACCUGGAUUCCACGGAAACGGAGGACGAUGAUCCCGACUGGGACGACGUGGUCAUGAACAUAGGUUCCGAGAUCGUCCGCGGCGUGCGCAGGACGAUUCGCGAGAGGCUGAAAUACACCUGCUCGGCCGGCAUCGCGCGCAACAAGAUGAUGGCCAAGCUCGGGGCCGGGUACAAAAAGCCCAACCAGCAGACCAUUGUGCGGAACCGGGCGGUCCAGCACUUCCUCUCUGGGUUCAAGUUCACAAAGAUACGGAAUCUGGGCGGCAAACUCGGAGAUCACGUCGUCGACACUUUCAACACCGACGACGUCACGGAUCUUCUGCAAAUUCCUCUCGAACAACUCAAGGCCAAGCUGGGCGACGACACGGGCACAUGGCUCUACGGAACGAUUCGCGGGGAGGACAACAGCGAAGUCAGUUCGCGGACGCAGAUCAAAUCUAUGCUGUCUGCAAAGUCCUUCAGACCUUCUAUCAAUACAACCGAGCAGGCAAAUAAAUGGCUCAGGAUCUUUGUAGCAGAUAUCUAUGCUCGCUUGGUCGAGGAAGGCGUGCUCGAGAACAAGAGACGACCCAAGACCAUCACUCUGCACCACCGGCAAGGCGGACAGACAAGGUCAAAACAACUACCAAUACCAGGAGGCAAGAAGAUCGACGAGAUGAUGCUUUUCGAACUCGCAAAGACCUUGCUCGGACAGGUCAUCGUUGAUGGGAGAGCCUGGCCGUGCGCGAAUCUCUCGCUCAGCGUUGGCGGCUUUGAAGAGGGUGUGUCGGGGAACAAAGGGAUCGACACAUUCCUGCUGAGAGGGGAUGAAGCCAAGGCUGCCAUGGAUGUCCCACACCGAAGCAACACUGCAACACCGGAUUUUGAUGAAGGGCGGCCUGAGAAGCGGCGAAGGUUGAAUGACGGUCCUCCUAGCAUUGCCCGCUUCUUCACCAAGGGCGAGAGCACCGAGGAAAGCGAAGAGGAACCACAAGCUCACUUUCAGGAGGAGGAUGAUGUGAGCGGACAGGGUGGCAGUGAAGCGAAGGAACACCGAGGAGACAGCCAUCCUCCACCUCAAUUGCACCAGCAAGACAUCGCCACCUACUUCUGUCAGACGUGCCAGAAGUCGAUCAAUGAAACCGAGCGAGGUGAGCACGAAGACUGGCAUUUUGCCAAAGACCUUCAAGCUCAAGACACACCCUCGGUGACGGGGCCGACGAAUAGUCGACCACCAGGCCAGUCCAAUGCCAAAUCGAAGCGCGGCGCUGCGAGUAGUUCUCGAGGGCGAGGCUCAAAGGUUGAGAAGGGUCAGAGUCGCCUUGCUUUUGGAUAG
Molecule: messenger RNA, 1965 nt
Organism: Fonsecaea multimorphosa CBS 102226
Lineage: Eukaryota; Fungi; Ascomycota; Eurotiomycetes; Chaetothyriales; Herpotrichiellaceae
Exons: 1
Coding region: 1-1965 (654 amino acids)
Biological process (GO): error-prone translesion synthesis; response to radiation
Cellular component (GO): nucleus; site of double-strand break; replication fork
Molecular function (GO): damaged DNA binding; DNA-directed DNA polymerase activity
Source: RefSeq, a predicted model, not a curated record